AUGUUUUUUGCAUCGUGUCCUGAAAACUCAUUAGAGAGUUUGGAUCUCUCAGGCAAUCACCUUGAGGGCUCAGUUCCUAAUCUCUCAAAGUUUUCAUCAUUGAAAAAAUUAUACCUCCAGGGGAACCGUUUAACCGGAAGACUACCUGAAAGUAUUGGACAAAUGUCCAACCUAGAGGAUAUCCUUUUAGGCGAGAACUCUUUCACCGGAGAGAUUUCAGAAAUCCAUUUCUCAAAACUCUCCGAAUUAAGAUGGUUGAAUUUGUCCUACAACUCAUUUGUAUUCAACCUUGAUACUGGAUGGGUUCCACCUUUUCAAUUGAGUGUGAUAAGUUUAGCAUCUUGCAAGAUUGGACCGCGUUUUCCAGAAUGGCUUCGAACUCAAAAGAGUUAUUUUGAUCUUGACAUCUCUAAUGCUGGAAUUUCUGGUAUUCUUCCAAGUUGGUUUUGGGGUCAAAUUCCACUUGAUUUAGGGUAUAUGGAUCUCUCUCACAACCAAAUUGGAGGAACAUUGUUUCCGAAUUCGGUAUUAGAAGGAUUUACACAUAAUCCUCUGAUCAAUAUGAGUUCAAAUCAAUUUGAAGGUCCAAUCCCUUCGGUUCUAUCAAAAGUAUCUUCUUUGGAUCUCUCCAAUAAUAAACUUUCAGGAUCAAUUUCUUUCUUGUGUGCAAGCAAAGGUAAUGACAGUAAUUUAACCAUUCUUGAUCUCUCAAGCAACCAUCUAGUUGGAGACCUUCCAGAUUGCUGGACACCUUUCAAAAAUCUAAUCUUUCUUGAUUUAAGUAGCAAUGCUUUUUCCGGAAAAAUUCCCACCACAAUAGGGUCUUUGUUUUCUGUGAUGACAUUGAAACUAAACAUCAAUGGAAUUGUAGGGGAACUGCCUUCAUCCUUGGGAAAUUGCAGAAACUUAAGAGUCUUUGAUAUUGGUGAAAAUAAUUUAUCAGGUUUGGUGCCUGAAUGGUUAGGGGUUGGACUUACAAAUUUGACUAUCCUUAUCCUGCGGUCCAAUCAAUUCAAUGGAAGCAUGCCCUCACAAUUAUGUCAUCUGAAGAAAAUUCAAAUUUUGGAUUUCUCGAUCAACAACAUCUCAGGAUUUAUACCCAAAUGCCUCCACAACUUUACAAGUUUGGCUCAAAAUGAAUUUUCAGCUACUAUUGCACCCAGGAUCAGUCAAGAAUACUCAAUUCCUAUCCAAGAGAAGGGGAUUUAUUUUGGCGAGUACGCCGAUGAAGCAUCCCUGAUAUGGAAAGGAACAAUGUCGAAAUACAAAUCUAUUCUAGGGCUAGUGAAGAGUAUUGACCUCUCAUGCAAUAGAUUAACUGGGGAGAUUCCUAGUGAAAUCAGGUUUCUUGUUGGGUUGGUUUCUUUAAAUCUGUCGAGAAACCAAUUAAUAGGUACAAUACCACGGGAGAUUGGAAGCUUGCAGUCAUUAGACUCCCUUGAUUUGUCAAGAAACCACUUGUAUGGUAGAAUUCCUUCAAGCCUUUCUCGGAUAUCUCGUCUCAGUGUGUUCGACUUGUCAGACAACAACCUGUCUGGAAUGAUUCCAAUAGGUACUCAGAUCCAAAGCUUUGAGCCAAAUGCUUUUGCUGGAAAUCGUCUUCUUUGUGGACCUCCUCUUCCAAGGUUGUGUUCUGAUCAUGCAGAGAAAACAGGCGACCGAGAAGAAGAAGAAGAAGAAGGGAAGGAUGAGCUCAUAACGCAAGGAUUUUAUAUCAGUAUGGCACUUGGGUUUGUCGUUGGGUUUUAUGGAGUUAUUUGCCCUCUUCUCUUCAAAUAA
Molecule: messenger RNA, 1779 nt
Organism: Rosa rugosa (rugosa rose)
Lineage: Eukaryota; Viridiplantae; Streptophyta; Magnoliopsida; Rosales; Rosaceae
Product: receptor-like protein EIX2
Exons: 1
Coding region: 1-1779 (592 amino acids)
Molecular function (GO): protein binding
Source: RefSeq, a predicted model, not a curated record